AAUACGUCAAGUGUUAUGAAAAAUGAAAUUAAAAGCCAGUUCAGGUUACCCUAUUGUGUUGGUGCUCACACCCAUGUAGAGCCAGACAUAAAUGGAGGGAUUCGGCCACAGAGGAGAGCAAGACACAAGAUGAAGACAUACAGAUCUACUCUGAAUUCAAUGAUGCUGGUCAUCCUUGUGUGGCAGCUUGGCCUGUUUCUGCAGGCUGAUGCCCAGAUUCCAGAUGCCUGCCUUCUCAGCAGUACUUAUAGACCUCCAGACAACUCUGAUAUAAACGUAACCUGUGGCACCAAAUUUAUGGACCUCAGCAUCUACAUUUGUCCUGUUUAUAAUGUUCAGUACAAUGAGUCAAUGAUGGUCCCAAACAAUAUAAUGAAGAACCCUCAAUGCUAUGGAAAAGCCGACUGGAAUGUUACUCCACCAGUUUUAAAAUUUAGAUUCCCUAUAAAUGAAACAUCUCUCACAGACUGCGGUAAUAAGUUUCAGAUAACCGAUCAGGUUGGAACCGGACAAUUUUCAGACUUCUCGAAGGUCCAGUUUGUGAACAUCUCCGGCAGUAUCAUCUCUGUAGACCCAGCUGCAGGCAUGAUCACCUAUCGACCACAGAUCCAAUAUAUGUUCUCCUGCAAGUACCCGAUGCAGUACCUGAUCAACAACACUCAGCUCAGUGUAUCUGGUGUUAAUGUUGCCAUACGAGACAACAAUGGUAGCUUCGUCAGUACACUGAGAAUGGAACUCUACCAAGAUUCACAAUACACAAAAUUACUAACAAUUCCAUCAACAGGACUCAACCUUAAAACCAAGAUUUAUGUUGCAGUAGAAGCGACCAAUCUAACAGAGAGGUUCAACUUGCUGCUGGACAGAUGUUACACCACCACAACUCCUUAUCCCAUGCAAACGACCUAUUAUGACCUCUUUGUUGGGUGUAAUCGUGACUCACAAACUAAAAUAGAGGCAAACGGAGUUUCGCAGAAAGCUCUAUUCAACUUUGAAGCCUUCAGAUUCGUGGAGCACAAAAAUAUGACAGUUUCCACUUUCUUCCUGCACUGCGUCACCAGACUCUGUGAGACAGCCACAUGUAGCUCCUUAUUGCCUAACUGUGGUGCUCAAGGCCGUAGAAGAAGAGCAGCUGAGGAUGUGCCGGCCAAUGCUACAAUCACCUCUCGUCCCAUAGUUGUUCACCAAAAGACCACCGCCUCAUCAGCUCAGAGUAUUGUGUCUGCAUUUUCAUCACUGCUGUUCUCAUUGGUGCUUGCUUGGUGUUCCACAUAAGAUGACAAAGAGAUCUCAUGGGCUAACAGUAUCUGACUAAGAACGAAGGCCGUCUUAAAACCCAUCACAGCAUCAUCUGCAAAACACUAGAUCAACACUAGAUGAAGUAGUCAUGAAAUUUAAAUGCAAUGUUACAGUUAAUAUAAUUUUUAUUAUUUGUUAAUAAGAAAACAAGGGCUCAGCUGGUGUCAAAUAACAGUGAAUUGUACGUCAUGAUCAUUUUAUUGUUCUCAAGUUGAAGUAUUUAAUGAUUAUUAUUAUCUAUUAUUCUAAUAGUUUUUUGCUGGGAAUAACAAAAAGUGUUUAACUCUUUUGUAAAAGACAGAACAAAUCUUGUUUUGACAAGAUGUUGGUGUAAACCUUUCAUUUACAUCUUCCUGUUUGUCAAGUCAGAUAUGUAUGGUAUAUGUAUGUAGAUCAUAAGAAUCAAUAAGCAAGCAAAACA
Messenger RNA from Girardinichthys multiradiatus, 1717 nucleotides. RefSeq names its product zona pellucida-like domain-containing protein 1. NCBI's taxonomy places the organism in Eukaryota, Metazoa, Chordata, Actinopteri, Cyprinodontiformes, Goodeidae. The record is from RefSeq and is a predicted model, not a curated record. The transcript has 10 exons. Gene Ontology annotation, cellular component: cell surface. Bases 16 to 1272 code for a protein of 418 amino acids.